Tetrahymena thermophila SB210 is the source of this 267-nucleotide messenger RNA. Its product is annotated as glutaredoxin. NCBI's taxonomy places the organism in Eukaryota, Ciliophora, Oligohymenophorea, Hymenostomatida, Tetrahymenidae. The record is from RefSeq and is a predicted model, not a curated record. The transcript has a single exon.
AUGAGUACUAAAUCUAGAGUAUAAAUCUACGGAGCUGACUGGUGUCCUUACUGCAAUAAUGCACAAAAGCUUUUCACCAACUUGAAUGUUAAGUAUGAAUAUAUUGACACUGAUAAGCAUCCUGAAAAGAAGCAAGAGCUUUACAAAUAACUUAAUUGGGAUACCAUUCCCAUGAUUUUCGUUGACGGAAAAUUUGAAGGUGGUUUUACUGAUGUAUAGAAUAAAUUAAAAAGUGGAAAAUUGCAAUUUGAUGAAGAAGAAGAUUGA